AUGGUAGCUGCUACAAGUGAAGAAAUGGUAGCUUUGAGUACCACUCAAGUCAUCAUCCAUCCUCUUGUCCUCCUCUCUGUAAAAGACCAUGCAGCUCGUGUAGCCAAAGGCGGAAGAAAGCGAGUGGUAGGUGUACUAUCAGGCCAAGACCUUGUGACAUCCCUCAACAUUGCCAAUGUAUAUUGGACCCGAUCGAAGGAGAACCUGCCGCUUCCCGAGAUGAUGUGCUGCCUCUUGCCAAGACUGGCAGAGCUAGCUGGGGCGUCAGUCAUACGCGAGUUCCUACUGCAUGUCCCUUCAAUCGGUGUGGAACAUCUUUUAAGGAAUAUCAGAGAUAUUUCUACCGGCACGCUCUCUAUUCGAGUCACCGAUUGA
Molecule: messenger RNA, 375 nt
Organism: Melampsora larici-populina 98AG31
Lineage: Eukaryota; Fungi; Basidiomycota; Pucciniomycetes; Pucciniales; Melampsoraceae
Exons: 3
Coding region: 1-375 (124 amino acids)
Molecular function (GO): protein binding; metallopeptidase activity
Source: RefSeq, a predicted model, not a curated record